Acromyrmex echinatior (Panamanian leafcutter ant) is the source of this 419-nucleotide messenger RNA. RefSeq lists its product as uncharacterized. The record is from RefSeq and is a predicted model, not a curated record. Lineage: Eukaryota; Metazoa; Arthropoda; Insecta; Hymenoptera; Formicidae.
CCGGUACACCUGGUCUUUACGAGUUGAUUUUCAAGAGAAUUCCCGACGAUACCCUCUACACGGAAGACGAUAUGCACAAGUACAAGAGCAUGCUGUUGGUGACGAACGCGCACAAACACAAGUACCAUUCGCAGGGUCGAUUAUUGAGCAACAGGGGAUACAAGUACAAACAUGUAAUCGCACCGUUGAUGUCGAUCACACCCAAGAAACAGAAGAAGAAAUCUGGAAAGGGAUUACCUCAUGCAAUGAUGACAUUGAAUGACAACGCAAUCGAUUACAAGCACUGGGAUGAUCACAACGAGCUGGUGGAUCGUCUACGAUUGCUCGACGCUUCGCACCGAGCAGGCAACAACGCCCACGACAACGAGAUGCUGUCGAUCAUCGAGGAACUUCGCGAAGCUGGUCUUAUUAUAAAUUAA